Penicillium vulpinum is the source of this 1305-nucleotide messenger RNA. Its product is annotated as FAD-dependent oxidoreductase. Gene Ontology annotation, molecular function: FAD binding; 3-(3-hydroxyphenyl)propionate hydroxylase activity. The record is from RefSeq and is a predicted model, not a curated record. The transcript has 2 exons. The coding region runs from base 1 to 1305 and encodes 434 amino acids. NCBI's taxonomy places the organism in Eukaryota, Fungi, Ascomycota, Eurotiomycetes, Eurotiales, Aspergillaceae. Gene Ontology annotation, biological process: 3-(3-hydroxy)phenylpropionate catabolic process.
AUGGCAUCGCAACCUUCGAAAUCUGUCCAUAUGUCAGAGAAGCAACAAAAGAAUGUGCUAAUUGUGGGUGCAGGCCCGGUUGGACUUGCUACUGCGUUGAGACUCGCGCUAGCUGGUAUUGUGGUUGACGUGGUCGAGAAGGAGUCGAGACUAGGCGAGGAACCGCGUGCCGUGGCAUAUUACGCAAGUGCACUGAUUGCCUUAGAUAAGAUGGGUGUGCUACCAGAUAUGGAGAAGGCAGGGUUUAUUUCUGGGGGUUUUUGUUGGCGUAAGCCGAUCCGCGAGGAUGGAGAGGGAGGUUACACGAUGGGUGAUGUGAUCGCUCGUUUGCCUAUUCCUCGAGAUACCAAACAGUCCCAUGGUGUCGGUGGCAUCUUGUAUUUGCCGCAGCCGGAGCUGACCAAACUGUUAUUCGAGAAAGCAACCGCAACUGGCUUGGUCACUGUGCAUUUUGAAGAGACCCUCAUCAGAAUCGAACAAAAUGCCUCAUGUAUCAGGGCUACGACCAGGAGAGAUGACAUCGAGACAACGUUCCAGGCAUCAUAUCUAGUGGGUGCCGAUGGCGGUCAGUCGGCUACCAGGAAGCUUUUGGAUAUCCCUCUGAAAGGACACAGCUGGCCAGAGAGACUAAUGGCCAUCGACUUUUUAUUCGAGGAUCCAAACCUUGAUCCUGAGUUCCCUAGCCAGAUGAUCGUACACCCAAUACAUUGGGGCAUUAUUACGCCAUUAAAACCCGUCGAGGCUGGAAAACGAACUUUAUACCGGUGUGCUGUUAGCUUGGACCAAGAAGACCAGACACCAGUUGAUGAGAUGAAUUCAAUCGCUCAUGUCACAUCUCUUCUGGAGAAAAUGCUUCCUGGCCCUAGGCCAAUCAACGCAGAAAUAAUCAAGUCUUCUCUUUAUCGGAUCCACCAAUUGUGUGCUUCUACUUUCAGAAGGGGAAGAUGUGUGCUCGCGGGAGAUGCAGCUCAUCUUAACAAUCCCAUGGGUGGUAUGGGACUUUCAACAGGCCUGAUUGACUCCGAAGCCCUAUGUGAUAUCCUCGAGAUGAUUAUUCUUGAAGGAAAGCCAUUCGAUCUGUUAGACAUAUAUGCAAACGAGAGAGCAAAGGCGUUUCAGAUGUUCGUUGACCCUCAGACCACGCAGCAUAAACUUCGAGUCCAAAGUGACCCUGAAUUUGUUCACGAGAAUUGGUUGUUGCAGCAGCUGAACAAUGCAUCUCCAAAGAUCUUGGAAGAGCUUGGAUUGCCACUUUUCCAACAGUGGAGGGUGGAUAUGAAGGGGAUAGUCUCACAGAUAUUGUAG